GCGCACCGGUUUAUGUUUUGGCAAUGUGUCUCGUUUUGAAGCCAGUAAGCCAGUUACGCGAGUGGUUUUGUGACACGUUUAACCGUUAAGCCAGUGAAUACAAAGACAAUAUCACAAUAUCAGAGUGUGGAAAAGAAUCAAUUUGACGCUUGACAUAAUUUGUUCGUAAUUUGUUUUUACCUGAAAAGGAGAUAACGGCGGUGUGCGUGUGAGUAUCGCUGAUACUCGUAUCGUGUCUAAGAAAAAGUAAUAACUGUGAUAAAGAGAGCAGAAUCGAAAAGAAAUCAACGAUCGCAAGCGAGAAAAAGUUCAGAAUAGUGAGGGGAAGUGCUGUUGGGGUGAUAACAAACAUCGAAGAAAGAGAAAGAAAAAUUUACUACACAUUGUACGCACGACACGCACGACGUACGCGUAUGCACACGUAUAUAGAUACGCGCGCUUGCGGGCGCGCUUACAGAUACAGAUACGUAAUAACGUUAUAUACACGGGCAGUCAAGCACACGCACGCACACGCGCGCGCGCGUGCGCGCGUGUGUGUAUGUACUCUAUAGUAGAUGAAUAUAUACACGUAUUUGUACAUAUAUAGAAAGAGAAGAAGAAGAGAAGGACGGUGUGAGGGAGGUUAAAGGAGGGAGCUUGGGGAAGGAGCGAGGGAACGAGCGAGUAAGGGAGAGAAAUAUAGAGAACAAGAAAGAAGGAAGAAAGCGAAACGCGUGGAAGAAGGGAAUUAGGAAUCGAAAAAUACGGUAGUUACAUGUGAUAUGCGGUGUUUCGCGAGUGCUAAGCGAUCCGCGUGGGACAGAAAAUCGUAAAGCAAAACAAUUGACGAACUUUCUCCCUUUUGUUUCGUUUUGUUAGUUAGAAUGGGUUUACCGUUGCUGACAAAUUUAAUCAAACGAUCGGUACGACAGAAAAGUAAACUGUUCAAGACUGAUUAUCGUCGAUCUCGAAUUAAUAUUUAAACGAAAGAAUUGGAGAUUGUACUUGAAAUAUGAAUCGUGUAUGGUACAAGAUCGUUGAGUGCGAGGAAGAGGGAGAAUAGCGGUGCAUGGAAGAAAGGAAAAGCGAGAGUCAGAGGUGUGAAGAGAUGAUUCCAUAAAGACGGACUGGAGGAUAUUGGGGAAGGGAAGGGAAGGGAAGGGAAGGAAAGGAAAGAAAAGGAAAGGGAAGGGAAGGGAGAGGAAGAGACGGUAAGGCAAAGGAAACGGGAAAGAAGAAACAAAGAGAAGAAAGAAGGAAACGUGCGCGAAAUAAUUGUGAAGGCUCGAAGUUUUUGAAAAACGUGUAUAUGUGUGUGCGCGUGUGUAUAUAUCAGUGGGCAAGAUGGAGGAAAGUCAGCUGUUGAUGACGGAACUUCCGGCAUUGACGCCAAGUCGCGGCACAACGUUGCUUCAUCGUUCAGGACAUUAUUAUCAAUUACACCAGCCGCACCUGGCUGCGAUACCGACGUCGCCGCAGAAUCAGGGGAUUCUUUACAACUCAAGUAACGCGCCGUCACAUUAUACCAGCGGUGCGACGACUGGCCUACCGGUGUACGCGCAAGGUCUCUCGUCGAGGCAACAACCGCAAGUAACUGCUCGUGGUACUGUCACAGUACCGAGCACACAUAUCUCCUGCCUGUAUCCUGAAAUAUUGGCGCUGAUCUUUAGCUACCUGGAGGUCAGGGAUAAAGGACGCGCUGCCCAAGUAUGUACCGCGUGGAGAGACGCGGCAUAUUACCGGUCUGUCUGGCGAGGGGUUGAGGCCAGGUUACAUCUAAGAAAGCAGGCCCCGGCAUUAUUUGCUAGCCUGGUAAGAAGAGGGGUAAAAAGGGUCCAGGUAUUGUCAUUGCGAAGAGGCCUCGGCGAUGUUUUGAAAGGCGUGCCGAACUUGGAGGCCUUGAAUCUUUCAGGUUGCUAUAAUAUCACCGAUGUAGGCUUAAUCAACGCUUUCUGUCAAGAAUAUGCCACGCUUAUCGAACUGAAUCUUUCACUGUGCAAACAAGUGUCGGAUAUUUCUCUCGGUAGGAUAGUACAGUAUUUAAAAAAUCUCGAGCAUUUAGAACUCGGUGGUUGCUGUAACAUUACAAACGGAGGGCUUCUCUGUAUAGCAUGGAAUUUGAAAAAGUUAAAAAGACUCGAUUUACGAAGCUGUUGGCAAGUAUCUGAUUUGGGUAUCGCUCAUUUGGCUGGUGUAAAUCGAGAAUCAGCCGGGGGAAAUCUCGCGUUGGAGCAUUUGAGUCUUCAAGAUUGUCAGCGGUUGAGCGACGAAGCUCUCAGGCACGUGUCGAUCGGUUUAACUACCUUGAAAUCCAUUAAUCUUUCAUUUUGUGUGUGCAUUACCGAUUCGGGGUUGAAACAUCUGGCCAAGAUGUCUAGCUUGCGCGAACUGAAUCUUCGAUCCUGCGAUAAUAUCUCCGACAUCGGUAUGGCUUAUCUCGCGGAAGGUGGCAGCAGGAUUUCCUCGUUGGAUGUAUCGUUCUGUGACAAGAUUGGAGAUCAAGCGCUCGUUCACAUUUCCCAAGGAUUGUUUAAUUUAAAAUUACUUUCUCUCUCUGCCUGUCAAAUCAGCGACGAAGGUAUCUGUAAGAUUGCAAAGACCUUGCACGAUCUCGAAACACUGAACAUCGGCCAGUGCAGCAGAUUAACGGAUAAAGGACUCUACACCAUUGCCGAGAGUAUGAAACAUUUGAAAUGUAUCGAUCUUUAUGGAUGCACCAGGAUAAGUACCAACGGUCUAGAAAGGAUUAUGAAGUUGCCGCAAUUGAGUACGUUAAAUCUUGGUCUUUGGCACGUGCGGUGAUGGCUUUUUCUCAACCGUACUACAUGCACUAUUUGCGUCCCUAUAUUCGUACGAGUAUUCGACGAACGUGUUUCCUCGGUGCCUGCGAAACAUCGCCGGAUGCCAUGCCGAUUUUAUACUUGUAUUUCUCCUAAUUAUUUUCUUUUUUAAUUCUUUUCUUUUUCUUUACCAACGCCCCUAACACUUCCUCUCCAUCCCACCCCGCCUACUCUGCGUCUUCUUACGUACUACUUUUUAUACGCUAUCCUAUCAAAUCACUUAUGGACAGCAGUAGCAACAGCAGCAGAUUCCUCGUCUUUUUUUCCUUUUUGAUCAUGCGACGAUUGUGUAAGGUGUCUCACACUCAUUUUUUCUUCUUCUCUUGCCAUCCUUGCGUAUCGUGUCAAAGACAAAUUUUCACACUUUUCGAUCAUUAAUGUUACAAAGUGACAAACAAGGUUCGUUAAUCAUCGGUUUGAUAUACUUUAUUUUUCAGAACAAAAACUUUUUCUCAAAUUUUCAGUGCUUCGUUCAUCCCGCACUUACUGCGAAAUCGGCAUAUCAAUAUUCAAUAUAUUUAUAUCAUUGGAAACUAAUUUCAUUUACGACAGAUAUGCAGCAUUCGCGUAUGUUCAAAAACUCAUUCGUUUCUUUAAUCGUACGUUUGUUUCCUUGGUCAUAACCUUAUCCGAAUUAAAUGUCGAAGAUUUAGUGACACUCUAGUCUAACGUUUACGCUCUUUUCGUGCUUUCCAAAGCGUUCUGCAUAUGCACGCAAUGGAAAACGCGUAUCGAGCUGUUUCUUUAUUUCUUUAUUUCUUUAUUCCAUUAUCGUGUCAAUAAAUAUGCUUAUUUUCUUAAAUAUACAUACAUAUUUACAUACAUAUGUACAUACGAAUCUGAUAUGUAAAUCUUUGUCUCUUUAACGAACGAAAUAUCGUAACAAUUUAACCAAGAUGUUAUACUUGAUCGAUUAGAAUCAUCCGCCGCUCUCUCAGUCUCUUUGCAAUAUUUUAUACAUUUUUCAUCUUCUAUGCAUACGUUAUAUAUAUGUAUUUGUAUUUACACGCAUAUACGCGCGUGUACACAACAUUACAUGCAUGAAGUAGGUAAUCGGUCAAAUAUUUUCUGUUACCAAACGUUUUGUCGUCGUAAUUGCGUAUUGUUUUCGAUUGAUCUCUUUGUACGAACAUUACAAAGUCUUUUACAUAAAAAUACCCAAGUUUCUCAAUUUAUUUCUUAAACAUAAUUUCACGUAGAUACUUUUAGUUGAAACCUUACUAGUUACUCAUUACCACCUGUUAUAUUUUUUAUUCAUGUGCCUUCUAUAACGAGAUCGUUGUAUUUGCUAUUUGAGCGAAGAUCUUUUUGUCGAAUCAUCGUAAUUAUCUAACAUACUACGCAUACCAAAGAAUACGGAGAUUAGAAUAAUACUAUAAUCGCCUGAUUCGUUCGUUUUCAACGUGAUUCGAUUAUUUUAAUAUGAGAUAGUAUGUAGAGACACACUCGUUAUGUUUGCCUGAUUAACGAAAAUCGUUGCUUUUUUCUUCAUAAUAUAAGUUCGAAUUUAGUAUCAUAGUAAGAAAAAUGUUAUCGAAUACAUACGAUUUGCUAAACUUCAGGUUAUAUGAUACGAUUAUUUUGUCUGUACAGAUAUUCCAUAAUAUUAAACAUGCUUUUAUUUUAUAUUGAUAUUGAAACAUAUAUCUGUUCCUUAAAAGUAUAUAAAUACAUACAAGCAAAGAGAAGAAAAAGAAACGAGAAAAAGAGGUGAGCGUGAGGAAUGAAAAAGAUUAGUACGUUGUAUUAUAUCUGAUUUAGCAAAUUUUCUAUUGUUGUAGGCAAGAAUUAGGUGAUAUUCUAUAUACGAAUUGAACAAGUUAAAAAUAAUGUGUAGGUAUAAAACAAAGUAUGCAUAUAGCAAUAAACAAAAUCAAAUUUAAUAGCAUAUAAUUUAAUCGUAUCAAUUUCAUUGGUCCGGACAAGUUACAAACAGAAUAUGUAUUAGAAUUAGAAGAAGCAAUCUGCGUUGUUAUGUCAAUGUUGAAUUCGAAUGAAAUAGCAUAAUUCGAAUAACAAAAUUAUUUGUUUUAACGUUUUAUUUGAUCAUGAUAAAUCUAAGUAUAUACGUCCAUGUGUCCAUCUUUUCGGAGGAUGUCAUAUUUCGCAUAAUUUUAUUUAAAACGUAUAUAUUGGGUUUUUCCUUUUUAAUUUCUAUAUUGUGCAUUUGCACUUUUUGUUAUUUGUAAUCGGAAGAAAUUACAAUUACUAUUCGCGUAGAUAGCUUAUCGAAAAAGUUAUAACGCAUUUGACUAGGAUUUUUAGAUGCAUUAUCGUUAAGUAUCUUUAUAUUAGUUUUUUAAUGUUAUGUUCGACUAUUAUUGUUAUGGAUAAAGACAGAUAGUAAAUUCUGAAGAAAAUUAAGUAUUGAUGAUGAAGUAAUUAUUAAAUAUGACUUUAGCAAUGCUCAUCAUUUGUAUCAGAACUAUACAAUCUAAUUUUUACUUUUGAUAAUACAUGUACACGAUUUUUAUCUCUUUUAAUGAUUUAUAUAACUCUAUUUCUUUACACUCUAAGCAAUUAAUUAUAUAUUUCUUUUCUAUAUUUAUAUAUCCGUGUGUGCAGUAUUUUGUAACUGCUUUGUGCGCAACUCUAACAUUAAUGUUUCCGUUUUCUGCUUUAUUUGACUUUCUUUUUAAAUAUUUUGAUCGAUAGAUCUAAUACAUCUAUGUACGUAUAUAUUUUAGUUCUAUGUUCUUAUACUAAACUAACAUAUAUUUUUGCAUUAAAAAAAUAUAGGUAUUUAAAAACGGCAAAAAUGUAGGAAAAAAGGAAGCAGUAAUAUUAGUUGACAUGAAUAUGUUACACAAAUUUGUACAAAAAUUGGUUUCUCAGUCAUGUAUUCGAAUAGUAAUAAAAACAGUUCUCAGUAUCAAUGACCUUUUCAAAGUACUACAUGAGUAUAUGAUAUAUAUUGUAUUUAGAAUGUUAACCAAUAGGAACUUUUUUACUAAUAAUGUAAUACAAACGACACAUAGUUAGUUGGUAUUUAUUUGUAGCCAAAAGUAAAACUUUGUUUCGCAUAUAAAUCCAUUCAUGUUUUAAAAUUUGUUAUACAAAGUACCUUUGUGAAUGAUGAUCUGUUAAAAAGAACGUGGUUAAGUUUACAAAUAUAUCCAACUGAAUGAUGAAAAUAAUUCAACUUAUUCUGUUUUUGAUUGGUGUAUCUUGAUACUUUCCGAAGCCUUCCACCACCGUGAUGGAAUUAGACUUCACAAAACAUUAUAAAUACAUCUUAUAGUAUAAAAAAAGAAUCUUACAAAUUUGAAAAUCAAAAUGCUAUAUUUUCGAUCAUUAUAACUAAAUAAAUAAUUUUUCAUGCUUAACACGUUGACUGCCAGACGAAUUUUCCAUGGUUUGCCUAAGGCGCCGACGUGAACUUUUCAUUAUUAGAUGCAUAUUAUGUUGUUAUUAUUA
This is a messenger RNA of Bombus pyrosoma, 6236 nucleotides long. RefSeq names its product F-box/LRR-repeat protein 14 (gene Ppa). The transcript has a single exon. Lineage: Eukaryota; Metazoa; Arthropoda; Insecta; Hymenoptera; Apidae. Bases 1324 to 2781 code for a protein of 485 amino acids. Gene Ontology annotation, molecular function: protein binding. The record is from RefSeq and is a predicted model, not a curated record.